Molecule: messenger RNA, 927 nt
Organism: Cuscuta campestris
Lineage: Eukaryota; Viridiplantae; Streptophyta; Magnoliopsida; Solanales; Convolvulaceae
Source: the annotation of a GenBank genome assembly
CGCGACAACCAUGGCUUUUUUAAAUCAAAGCCCCUACAUGGCAACGUUAUCUGGAGGAAUGGAACAAGGAAAAAUCCAUAAACAGAAAGAUUCCACUAAAUCGGAAUAAUUUGCCAAAUGUAGCCAUUUCAGCCAUCUUUAAUGUUUUAAUUGCUGUUAGAAUCAUUACAGGAAAUAUAUUCUGUGAAAUGGCCUGGAAAUCCAAAGCUUGGUGAAGGGAAACCUGAAAAUCAAAAUCAUGCUAUUAUAUUUACACGUGGAAAUGCAAUACAGACCAUUGAUAUGAUUCAGGAUAAUUACUUUGAGGAGGCUUUGAAGGUGAGAAAUUUUCUUGAAGAAUUUUACCGUGACCAUGGAGUUCGCCCCCCUACUAUUCUUGGUGUUACGGAGCAUGUGUUUACUGGAAGUGUUUCUUCUUUAGCAUCCUUCAUGUCUAAUCAGGAAUCUAGCUUUGUGACUCUUGGCCAACGUGUUCUAGCAAAUCCUUUGAAGGUUCGUAUGCAUUAUGGUCAUCCAGAUGUCUUUGAUAGACUAUUCCAUAUAACUAGGGGUGGUAUCAGCAAAGCAUCUCGCGUCAUAAAUAUUAGUGAAGAUAUUUUUUCUGACGACAUACAAGCUGGAAAUUUACAGCUUGAGUUGCCUUCCUCCACCUCUGGUCUCUGCUCUUGCUACUACGACAGCACAUGGAAUUCCUUGUGGCGUUGGAGGAAUUCCUAGCUUUGAGAUGCUGCGGCCUGUCUAAUCCGGAACCCAUAUGUUGGAGUAUAUUUUGCCAUGGAGUAGAUCUUCUAAAACUAUGUUGAAAGAAAUAGAUAAAAAUGAAGGGAGAAAAAGAAUAACGGAAAAAGAAGAUGGCAUGUACAAAUCUGAUGUAAGAAGAAGAUUCGACAGGGAAGAAUGAAGAAAGAAUGAAAAUGUGAUGGCUGU